Ostertagia ostertagi is the source of this 699-nucleotide messenger RNA. Lineage: Eukaryota; Metazoa; Nematoda; Chromadorea; Rhabditida; Trichostrongylidae. The record is from the annotation of a GenBank genome assembly.
GACGCUGAAUCCCGAAAACAAUACGUCCAAAAACUCUGCGACAGAGUAAAUUACGAGGCCGAUGGCGCAUUGGUGGCCACCGGUAUUUUGGGACACAAAAUUGUUAGUCCCGACCAAGAUGAAGCCCUGUACUCAUUACAGGCAGUCGACCAGCUAGUUCGAAAGUGUGGUGAGAAAGUUCACAAUCGUGUUGGAAAAUUUCGAUUUCUCAACCAAAUUGUGAAGCUGAUCACACCGAAGUACUUGGGAGCGCAGACGUCGCCAGAGGUAAAAGAGCUAUCGAUCAAAUUACUGUAUUCUUGGCAACGAUCAAUGCGACAUGUGGAAAAAUUCAAGGAGGUAUACGAUUCCUUGAGAGAGCACAAUCUGAUAACAGCUGACCCGGUCAUUCCUGAGGACGAAAUCAUGGUGGUUCAGUUGACCACUCCUAAAUUAGCCGUUUUCGAAGAUGAAGAAAAGGCACGAUUACUCAAAGAACUACUUAACAGCACAAAUCCGGACGACCUUCAAGCGGCUAAUCGUCUCAUCCAAACCCUAGUAAAAAGUGAGGACCAAAAGAUGGAACGACGGCAUAAAAGGGCGGAUGAACUCGAUCAUGCGCGGCAGUUGUGUAAACGCCUGGAGGAGGCAAUGAUGGAAAAAACCGCCGAAUGCCUCGGAAUUACACCAGACGUCAUCUAUACUGAGGCAAAAAUGAAG